UUGUUCUCAAUAUCAUUCCUUCUGUGCGUCACCGUCUGUAAUAUCGUGAGCUUCUUGUCAAGGUCACCUCGUGCGCGUUUCAAUCGUUAGAGGAAGUUUGUGUCUGAGGUUUAGUGUAAUAUACUGCGUCAACUUUGAAAAAUGGUUAGACUUAGCCAUCAUGAAAAUUCCGUUGAUGUGUCCACGCAAUCCGAGGCAACAGAGAAUCCGGAUCUUAUAGCAAGCAUUCAGAGUAUCAUCAUAUCACGCAUCCAAAAUGGGGCCACGGUUCAAGACAUAAUCAAAGACUAUGAGAAUUACAACGGGGUAAAUCUUGAGUCUAUGUAUAAUGGACGAGACGGGAUAGCAGAACUUCUACGUAGGAUUCCGGACGUGUGGUCGGUCUACAAAGCUCCGUAUGGACCAUAUUUGUGGUAUUGUUCAACCAAAAAAUCGGAACACCUAGUCAAGAUGAUCGCUAAUCAAAAAACGUCAUACAACAAGAUGUAUAACAACCGCAGCUAUCAUCCCUUGAUGCGAGGUCCGAAUCCGGGUUCAAGUACUAACCAAAACAUUCAAAUCAACAACGGGUCUAGCCAAGGGGGUAAAUUUAACCCGGAUAGUGCGGAAUUCGUGCCUGGUCGAUACAGGCAGUACUUCAAACGAGGCCAAACUCCAGGUCCAAUCACUGAUCAACAACCAAACAUGGCAAGAUUUCAAACCAGCGGCUCUAGCCAAGGGGACAAAUUUUACCCGGAUAACGUGAACUUCAUUCCUCGGCGCAAUGCUUGGAAGCGGAUGCAGCAGCGUGACAUCAUCAGCCAUCCAUACUUACCGCCACAGCCGCGAUGGAACAGAACACAAAAACAAGCGCCAAGCUACUCACAGUUUGGCCAAGCAAAGAAAAUGAAAGAUCCCAAUUUCUGUGGCUAUCAGAUGAUCGGAGAUGACUUUUUCCUAUCACUUGCUGCUUACGAAUUAGGAAGUUAUAUUGACAAAAGACACUACAUCCAACAGAGCGGGCUUUGCAUUUCCGGCUUGACAAUCGCGGAAGCAGCAGACCGCGUAUUAGAAGCCCCCUACAUAAGCGAUCGGGUCAUGAUUAAUGUCGGCGCGGUGGACUUGCUGCACGGUCACAAAUUCAUAGACAUGCAGCAGGAUCUGCGCAAACUGAUAGAGAACUUGAAUUAUCGCGGAGCGGCCGAUAUUAUCGUGACUACGGUUUCUCCACUGGCAAACUGCUGCCACAUUGUAAGCAUCGUUGAGGGUCUCGAAAAGUUCAACAACCUAAUUCGUAGCAAUUGGAAAUUUAUCGACGUGCACAAGUAUUUCGUCGACGAACGAGGAUGUACACUACGCUCAUGCUUCCAAGAGGAACCUCGCAAGGUGACCGGAAGUCUGAAGCCACACUGGCUCUGGAACAAGGUCGGUCGUCAGCGGAUCUUGGACGCCAUAAAAGCUGAUCUUGGGGCACUGUAUUAGAUAGGUAGUAGAUUCGCAUUUUACGCACAGCUUCAAACAUCUUGUGGUUUCAUCAAAAGUACUAAAUUUUAAAAUGUGCUUGAAGCACUUGUCCAUUUGUGAUAUCGUAUGUAAUUUUUGUAGUGAUUAAGUGUAAUCUGUAGGUGAGAUGGUACCAUUCUCAAACAAGCGUUUUGCCGGGAAAAUAUUUUCAAAAUUAUCAAGUUUUGAAAACCUUUUUCCACCAAGUCGAAACUCCAUUGCCUGAUGCCAGCAAACACCGGCAGCUGACAUCGGACAAUCUGACUUUCACCUACUUGAAGGAUGAACAACCGCUGAUUCUGAGCAUCUUUCCGCUGGACGGAACGAGUUUGCUCCACUGGGCAACUGCCGGCCCCCAUUGGGCAGCAAGCCGCAAUUUUCAGACAACGGUUGCUCAUCUAAGAUACAUUUUCGAUGUCUUUGCUUCAAUGCUGGGGUUCUAAUAUUUAGUUUAUAAUUUUAUAAGCAGAAAAAUGCAUUUAUUUAUGAGAAGAAUUGUGUACAAUGAACAUUAUUUUAAGCAUCGAAUUUGUAUCCUGUGUGUAAUAAAUUUGUGUUAAAUGUUA
This is a messenger RNA of Uranotaenia lowii, 2048 nucleotides long. Its product is annotated as maternal effect protein oskar-like. The transcript has 4 exons. The record is from RefSeq and is a predicted model, not a curated record. The coding region runs from base 142 to 1461 and encodes 439 amino acids. Lineage: Eukaryota; Metazoa; Arthropoda; Insecta; Diptera; Culicidae.